GGUCAGACUAUAUUACAGCUCUUUCAGUGAAACGAAACUAUUCAAUGUCACCCCCAGAAAGUGAACACACUUGAUCAACUGCUUAGGAAAUAACAAACAACAAAAAACAAAAACAUGGCUGGCAAACCUGCAUUGGAAGAUCUCAGGAUUGUGCUAGUUGGGAAAACUGGAGUUGGGAAAAGUUCAGCAGGAAACACCAUCUUAGGAAGAGAUGCUUUUAAAUCUGAGCUGACUUCUUCCUCAGUGACAGAAGUGUGUGAGAAAAAGAUGGGAGAGUUUGGUGGCCUUAAACUGGCUGUAAUUGAUACACCAGGACUGGGUGACACAAAACAAUCUGAAGAGCAGGUGAGGAGAGAGAUUGCUCGAUGCAUGUCCUUUGCUGCUCCUGGGCCACAUGUUUUUUUGGUUGUGCUCCAGCCAACCAGAUUCACAAAAGAAGAACAAAAAUCAGUGAAAAUCAUUCAGACAAUAUUUGGAAAAGAGGCAUCACGUUACACCAUGGUACUGUUUACCCAUGGAGAUGAGCUGAAGAAAAGACAUUCCUCCAUAGAAAAAUUAAUUAAUGAGAAUCCAGAUCUCCGCCGCUUCAUCAGUCAGUGUCACAGAAAUCAUCAUGUUUUUGACAAUGAUGACAGAGAUCCCUCUCAGCUUAAAGAGCUGCUGCUGAAGAUCAGUGCAAUGAUUCAACUAAAUGGAGGAGGCUUCUACACCAACGAAAUGUUCCAAGAGGCCGAGAGAGCCAUAAAACAAAAGAUUAAAGAACUUCUGGAAAAAUAUCCAGACAUGAAUCUUGAAGAAGCAAGAAGAAAGGCAGAGGAAGACAACUCCUUUAUUCAGGCUGUUCUAAAGGGUGUUGUUAUUGGAGCUACUGCUGGAGGUCUAGGUUUAGCUGCUGCUGGUGCAGCCGCUGCUGGAGUUGCUGCUGCUGGAGCUGCUGCUGGAGCGGCUGUUGGAGUUGGAGUUGGAGCUGCUUUUGGAGCUGCUGUUGCAGCUGCAUAUGCCGGGGUUCCCAAACAAGAUAUAUAUUUCAGAGUGAAAGAUGAAACAGGAUGCAACAUACAGUAAAACACAAAGGAUUGCAGUAAUUAGUUAGAUCAUUCCAGCCCUAUGAAAAAUUUAGAUAAACUUUAAACUAUAUUUCAUAAAUAUUGUUUAUUUUUCCUGUUCUGUCACCAUAUUAUCUUUAUCAUAAGGCUGAUUGCUGCUCAGAUACAGAUAUAGAUUAGCAUCUUGUUUCAUUAAUUAUUUUUAUGAUUUUUUUGUCUGCAGCCCUUGACAUGUCCUUAUGUUGUAUGUCAGUAGAACACAUUAUCCACACUGAACCUUUUAAUUAUGUUCCUAUAUUCAAAAGCAAUAACUGAUUGAUAACUGUGUGUGUGUGUGUGUGUGUGUGUGUGUGUGUGUGUGUGUGUGUGUGUGUGUGUGUGUGUGUGUCACUUUGUUUGCCACUGAUGGACUCAAAGGUGAUCAAAGCAAACAGGCUGGAACAGGCCGGACGUUUGGUCAAACGUGCCCCUCUGGAUUAUUAAGUCUAAAAAAUGUUAAAGUGAUCCUUUUAAAAUAAAUUACAUCAAGAGAAAAAGCA
Maylandia zebra (zebra mbuna) is the source of this 1585-nucleotide messenger RNA. RefSeq names its product GTPase IMAP family member 9-like. Gene Ontology annotation, molecular function: GTP binding. NCBI's taxonomy places the organism in Eukaryota, Metazoa, Chordata, Actinopteri, Cichliformes, Cichlidae. The record is from RefSeq and is a predicted model, not a curated record.